Messenger RNA from Myotis lucifugus (little brown bat), 2446 nucleotides. RefSeq names its product adaptor related protein complex 3 sigma 1 subunit (gene AP3S1). Lineage: Eukaryota; Metazoa; Chordata; Mammalia; Chiroptera; Vespertilionidae. The transcript is spliced from 6 exons. Gene Ontology annotation, cellular component: membrane coat; intracellular membrane-bounded organelle; AP-3 adaptor complex. The coding region runs from base 430 to 1011 and encodes 193 amino acids. Gene Ontology annotation, biological process: Golgi to vacuole transport; intracellular protein transport. The record is from RefSeq and is a predicted model, not a curated record.
GCUUUGCGCCAGGAAGUCGUCAGGCUGGCGACGGCGAAAGGGGACCCAACUCUACAGUGAGAGCUGGGAUUGCCGGCUACCUUCUAUGUCGAGCCUGUCGUAGAGCCCGGACCAUUAAUACCGCGACUGCUGUUUUCCCACAGCAGCGCGCCUCGGGCAGGGGACGGCGGUCGGCGUCGCCACAGACCUGGGAGCGCGCAGGAGCCCCUCUGGCCAGUGGGCGUGGCCUGGAGUGUUUCCGCUUCCCUCGGCGCCAGCCCCGCCCAGGCCCCGCCCCUCCCCACCCGGGGCCCGCCCCGCGGCUCGGGGGCGCGCGCGCGUGCGGGAGGGGGCGGGUUGGAAAGGAUCGCCGGCGAGAUCCCGAGGCGAGGCUCGCGCGCCCGCCCCCGCCCUGGCCCCCAGCGCCCACCCGGUCCGCCCGGCUCAGCCAUGAUCAAGGCGAUCCUCAUCUUCAACAACCACGGGAAGCCGCGGCUCUCCAAGUUCUACCAGCCGUACAGUGAAGAUACACAACAGCAAAUCAUCAGGGAGACAUUCCAUUUGGUAUCUAAGAGAGAUGAAAAUGUUUGUAAUUUCUUAGAAGGAGGAUUAUUAAUUGGAGGAUCUGACAACAAACUAAUUUAUAGACAUUAUGCAACGUUAUAUUUUGUCUUCUGUGUGGAUUCUUCAGAAAGUGAACUUGGCAUUUUAGAUCUAAUUCAAGUAUUUGUGGAAACAUUAGACAAGUGUUUUGAAAAUGUCUGUGAACUGGAUUUAAUUUUCCAUGUAGACAAGGUUCACAAUAUUCUUGCAGAAAUGGUGAUGGGGGGAAUGGUAUUGGAGACCAACAUGAAUGAGAUUGUUACACAAAUUGAUGCACAAAAUAAACUGGAGAAAUCUGAGGCUGGCUUAGCGGGAGCUCCAGCCCGUGCUGUUUCAGCUGUAAAGAAUAUGAAUCUUCCUGAGAUCCCAAGAAAUAUUAACAUUGGUGACAUCAGUAUAAAAGUGCCAAACCUGCCCUCUUUUAAAUAAAAAAAAUUUAAAAGGCCACUCCCAGGUAAAAUCCAGGGGGAAAAGUCAUCUAAGUUUACCAUGCAGUUGUUUACCAAAAAUAGAGGAGGAGAGUCUUACCUUUUGCUCUUGGAUUUAAGUCAAGGUACUGUAUAGAAGUUGUGUAAAAUCAGUAUGGCGGUUCAAUGUUGUUUUUCUUGUUCAGUGAUUUUAAAGAAAUUGAAUAGUUUCAGUGUGAUUUUUUAAAAAAUUUCUUUUCUAAACUGCAUUCCUAUGCCCACCUAAGGCAUGCUUCUGUGUAUUGGCAACAACAGUAUUUCGAAAAGUGUUUGAAGCAUUUCUUUAAAUUAUGUACUACUCAAAAUGUUGCUGGAGUUUUGUAUGGAUCACAAGUAUAGCAUUCCUUAAUUCUUUCUGUUAUUUGUCACAAUUGUUAUUUAAAGAAUCAAGUAUGUAUUGCAUGAAAACAUUAUGACCUUUUCCUCUUAGUUUAAAUAAACUCCAAGGUAACUGGACUCUUAAAGCACCUUUCUGUUCGCCUGAUAUCUACUUUAGCAAUAAUUUUUUUAUGACCCUCCUACUCAACAAAGUAAAUAAAAGUGUAUUUUAUCACUGUUAAGCAGCUGUUAAUGACAAUGUGUUAAAUUUAUACUUCUGUCUUUAAUACAGUCAGACCUCAGUUCUCGAGCAUCUCCCAUCUCGAACAAUUCAAUUCUUGACCAAGUUGUUCACGGAAAAAAUGUCUCGGUUGUCAAACAAAACUUCAAUUCUCAACUGGACAACCCUUUCAUGCGGAUACCUGUAUAAUCAGUCAUGUGUUUCUUAGGUGGCAAACAAAGGAGAGAAUAUGCAAGUCUGAGUCAGUUUACCGCUAAAAUUGUUAACAUCUCAGGAAAUUGUGCUGUGAAUAUUUUUUGUUUUCUUUUGUUGCAGCUUAUUAUUAUUAAAUACUUACAUUAAGUCCCCAUGGGUCCUACGGAGGUUAGUGAUAGGAGCAAAAUGGAAAGGAAAGUUGUGAGAACAAUGAUAGAGCUUAAAAAAAAAUAAUUGUCUGAUCUGGCUACUGAAAAUGGCUUGCAAAAUUGACAAUUAGCACAAUUUUAAAAUGCUAAGAGUAUGAAAGUGCUCACAAAACAAUGCAACUGAGAAAGGUUAAAAUGGAAUCAUUUGGGGGUCUGGAAUGAAUGAAUUCAGUUUACAUUAUUUCCAAUUGGGGGGGAAAUGAUUCAGUUUUCAAACAAAUCGCUUCUUGAAUAGCCUUCCAGCAUGAAUUAAGUUCAAGAACUGCAGUUUCAAUGUAUUCGGGAACUCACUGAAUUAUUCUAAAGCUCAAUUAUUUCACAAUCAAAAGUAGUGUAUCUCAUAACACAUUAUCUAGGAUGAGUUCUGGAAUGGGACAUGACAUCUUUUUCUAAAAAUUGUAGAAUCCAUUUUAUACAUAAAGGUUUAAACCUUG